This is a messenger RNA of Aspergillus ibericus CBS 121593, 1092 nucleotides long. RefSeq lists its product as uncharacterized. The record is from RefSeq and is a predicted model, not a curated record. The transcript has 9 exons. Bases 1 to 1092 code for a protein of 363 amino acids. Lineage: Eukaryota; Fungi; Ascomycota; Eurotiomycetes; Eurotiales; Aspergillaceae.
AUGGACACCAACGCACUGAUCGAUGUCGUUCACGAGGUGCAAGGUCAACUGUGGGUUGACAAGGUGAAUGAGUCCCACCGAAUGGGCUGUCUCUGCCAGUGGGUGUCAACAUUCCAUGUUGAGAAACUUUCCUGUCACUUGGACGGUCCCUUUCACCAUGGGGUAUUUAAUGCCGGAAUGAAGAUAGUCUUCCAGGACGGCACUGCUUGGAUGGUUCGUUUCCCUCAUGGGGGGAUGGUCUGUGACGACUACGCUGAUGAAAAGGUGGCUAUGGAGGUUAUGGCUCUGGAUCUCAUCUAUAAUAAGAUUACGAUUCCCGUCCCGCGAGUUUGGGUGUGGGGUCUCGCUGCCAGCAACCUACUUGGUCUGGAUCUGUUUAUCAUAAUGGACUUUAUAGAUGGUGUAAGCCUGAGCGAUCUUCUUCAGGAUCCCAAUACUGAUUGUCCCACUAGAGUUAUCAAAGAGGACAUUCGUAAUACCAGAUAUAGAACUUAUCUACAGGCACUCCGGAUUAGUAGUCUGCCCCUAAUAUUUAAGGCAUAUAGUAUUCUACAGAAUGAUGGAGUGACUGAGCCUAAGGAUUUACGACAACGACUGAAUACUUUUAAUAUCAGGCAAGAUCUCAUGGUUAUUAGACUGUUCAGCUCAGCACCGUGCACGUGGGAUUACCAGGGUGAUAAGCCACCUAAGAUUGCUACACGGUACUUUAAAUAUCUAGAUAUCUUUAUAUGUAUUUUAGAGGAAGAAGAGGUAAGAAUGCCAGACUAUAAAGAGAGAGAGCUUUCCAGUCUUAUUAAGUGGUUACAAGCCUCUGGAGCUAUAUGGCUGUACAUGCUCCUCUCUUCUAGCUUCAAUGAUUAUCGCAGUUUUUCUUUUACGCGCGAGAAGGCCUUUAACCAUGUAGAAGAGCUAGAGGCAUUCGCGGAGAGGAAGAUGAAUGAGUUAGAUAAGUAUGAUGAAGCCUUGGAGAAGAUAGAGGAGACCAAGGUACUCAUAGACAGUGGGAAAAUGACCAAGCAGGAAUUUAUUGCCCGGGCUCUAAUAGGUUCAGGCAAUGGCCCCGCGGAGGACACCUCCUUACCAUCGCCAUAA